Messenger RNA from Triticum aestivum (bread wheat), 2229 nucleotides. RefSeq names its product GDSL esterase/lipase At5g03610. Bases 999 to 2099 code for a protein of 366 amino acids. The record is from RefSeq and is a predicted model, not a curated record. Gene Ontology annotation, molecular function: hydrolase activity, acting on ester bonds. The transcript has 4 exons. NCBI's taxonomy places the organism in Eukaryota, Viridiplantae, Streptophyta, Magnoliopsida, Poales, Poaceae.
CUAGGUGGGGAGUUCGAAUCCUACCUCUCGCACCUAUUUUUUGAAGCAAGGCUCAAUUUCUGAACGGUAAGAUUUCUUUUCUUCAUGUCUUAGUUUGGAGGAAAAUAGAUGAUUAGUACAGAAAGUUGCCGUGGAAGUUCAGUUCAUACAUCAACUUAUUCUGGCAUUUCCCGAACAUAUAUAUGGAUGAUGAGGAAAUGCAAGAGGAAUUUAGUGUGUUGACUAGACACCAUGUCAAGGCAAUACACCGCCAAUAUGUUCUUGUGAUCUAAAUUCAAAUGUACCAAUUUUAACUUUGGUAGUCACUUGGUCCUACUUUGCCUGAGGAAAAUUAUGCUUAUUUACCAAUACGACCCAACAAGUCCUCAUGAGAAACACGCAUGAGCAUUUUCCUGUUCAAGUAUGACUGGUAUAAACUGCUGUUUUGAAGAGCCCCUUUGCAACUGUUACUGAGAACGUGACUCCCAAGAUCGAGGCCAACGUUGAGCUGCUACAAAGGCUCAAAGACAGCAGAACUUAACGUGCCGACGGCUCCAAGUGGGGUGGAGGUUAACAGCAAAACCGGAGAGAACCCCGUCCGUGGGAAGGGCGAGGACAACUGGCAGCGCGGCGCGGCCGACGAGCUGACGGCAGUGUGCAACGGCGUGGAGGAGGUCUGAUGGCCGGAGGAGGGGAAGAGGGCAUGCAGAGAUGAGCAGCUGACCAGUGAACGACGACGCCCCGUCCAUGACAAGCCCGAUUUGGACUUGCUUUGCUGGUCAAUCCGUGUCCGGCUGUGCUGUGGAUCCGACUCUGGUCGAGGCCGCAAGCCCGAUUUCGACUUGUUUUGCUGGUCGAUGAUUCCAUAAAUUGAAGAGAGGGCCAGGCCAUGAUGUACGAGCAGCUCAGACAAGCGCUUUGCGUUCCUGAUUUUUAGUUGGCGAAACAGUAGCGGCUGGGCGAUCGUGAUCCUCGGGCCAGCAGUAGUAGAACCAUCCGCCUCCACACCGCCGGAAUCGAUGAAGCUUCUCCCGGCCGUCCUCGGCCUCGCCCUCCUCCUCCUCCUCCUGAAUCCCAAUGGCGUGGAGGCCCGGCCUGCGCCUACCGGCGGUCAUGAGAAGAAGCCGUCGAGCGCCACCUUCUUUGUCUUCGGGGAUGACUUCGCUGACAACGGGAACCUCCCUCUGACCGAACCCGUCACCGAGAUGUCGCGGCAAUGGGCUUACCCCUACGGCUCCAACUACGUCGAUGCCGAUGGGUUUCCGCGGCCGAAUACCCCGUCCGGCCGCUUCUCAAACUACAAGAUCCAGUCGGAUUUCAUCGCAACAAUGUUGGGGUUGGAGGAAGCCCCUCCAGCACAUGCCCGUACAGCGGAGAAAACUUGCGACCCGUCCGGCAUGACUUUUGCUACGGGUGGCGCAGUGGUGUUGGACAGUACAUCACAUGAGGUUCCCACCUUUACCAAGCAAGUCGAUACUUUCAAGAAGAUGGUCAAAGAUGGUACCAUCACGGAGAAACAAUUGACUCACUCUGUAGCGCUCGUGGCCUUCUCCGGCAAUGAUUAUGCAAGCACCGGCGUCAUGGGCCUAAGUAGCCUCAACGAUAUUAAUGCUUAUAUUGGGAAAGUGACAAAAGAGAUGGCUGCUAAUGUGGAGCAAUUGUUGAAGCUUGGGGUGACAAAGGUUCUUGUCAACAACUUGCAUCCUGUCGGUUGCACGCCAUCACAAACCCGAACUAACAACUACACUACGUGCGAUAUUUUUGAAAACUUGGGUGCUUCCAUCCAUAACAAUAACCUGAAACAAGUUAUGACAACAAAGAAGAAUGUCCACAUCGUCGAUUUGUACACCACAUUCAUUAAUAUUGUGGAUCAUGUGCCAGGUAAAGGCUCAGAGCUAUCGAAGCAAUUCAAGCGCAAACUAUCGCCGUGUUGCAAGAGUUUAGAUUCGAAGGGUUACUGUGGACAGCAAGGCGUGUUGUCCACAGAGCUUCUUUACGCCGUGUGCGACAAGUCCAAUAAAUUUUUCUAUUGGAACGACAUGCAUCCAACGCAUGCGGGAUGGGAGGCUGUCAUGAAACAAUUGGAAAAGCCCUUGAGGGAGUUUUUAGAUCAAGACUAGGUAGUCAGCUUUCAUAUGUCGUUGUAGCGCUUUUCAUCCAUGAUGACAAUAUUCUGAUUGUAUUUGUUUGAUAGUUUCAAGCGUUUCAAAGACUGUAUUUUCUGGAUUCCAGGAUGAAUAUUAUAUUGCA